This is a messenger RNA of Rhinichthys klamathensis goyatoka, 3082 nucleotides long. RefSeq names its product Rho related BTB domain containing 2a (gene rhobtb2a). The transcript is spliced from 10 exons. The coding region runs from base 67 to 2250 and encodes 727 amino acids. The record is from RefSeq and is a predicted model, not a curated record. Lineage: Eukaryota; Metazoa; Chordata; Actinopteri; Cypriniformes; Leuciscidae. Gene Ontology annotation, biological process: small GTPase-mediated signal transduction. Gene Ontology annotation, molecular function: protein binding; GTPase activity; GTP binding.
GCGAUUUUAAGCCGUCUAUUCUAGAUCCGAAAAUGAAGUUUAGUUCCAGCUUUCCAUCCUCAUCCGAUGCAUUUGUUCUUCUGUCGCUUCCCCAUAUCGGCCGAGCCGAUGCAACACUUCCCUGUGAUGCGACACCAUUUUAUGGAUUCUGACAUGGACUAUGAGAGACCAAAUGUCGAGACUAUCAAGUGUGUGGUGGUCGGGGACAACGCAGUUGGAAAGACCCGGCUAAUCUGUGCCCGGGCCUGCAAUGCGACGCUAACACAGUACCAGCUACUUGCCACUCAUGUGCCCACCGUCUGGGCAAUAGAUCAGUACAGAGUCUGCCAGGAGGUUCUAGAAAGGUCCAGGGAUGUGGUGGAUGAUGUCAGUGUGUCCUUGCGUCUCUGGGACACUUUUGGUGACCAUCACAAGGACCGCAGAUUUGCGUAUGGCAGGUCUGAUGUGGUGGUGUUGUGUUUCUCCAUUGCAAACCCAAACUCCCUCCACCAUGUGAGGACAAUGUGGUACCCUGAGAUCAAGCAUUUCUGUCCCAGAGCUCCUGUUAUCCUAGUGGGCUGCCAGCUAGACCUGCGGUACGCUGACUUGGAGGCAGUGAACAGAGCUCGCCGCCCACUGGCCAGACCCAUUAAAUCCAAUGAGAUAUUGGCGCCAGAGAAAGGCCGUGAGGUGGCUAAAGAACUAGGUGUCCCGUAUUAUGAGACCAGCAUAGUUGCUCAGUUCGGGGUUAAGGACGUUUUCGACAACGCCAUCCGUGCAGCCCUCAUUUCCCGCCGUCAUCUGCAGUUCUGGAAGUCUCAUUUACGAAAUGUUCAAAGGCCACUCCUCCAAGCUCCCUUCCUUCCCCCUAAACCUCCCCCACCCAUUAUCACCGUUCCCGCCCCUCCCAGUAACAUAGAAGAGCACCCUAGCCGCCUUCUGGAGGACCCGCUGUGCGCUGACGUCAUCUUAGUCCUCCAGGAACGGCAGAGGAUCUUCGCCCAUCGCAUUUACCUUGCCACAUCCUCGUCCAAGUUCUACGAUCUCUUCUUGACCGAACCACGUGUUUCUGAGGGGACCGAACGGGAGCGAGAACGACCCAGAGGACCACCACUUUCUGGCCGGGAUUUGCUGAUGCGCGCAGCUAGUUUUGACGUUUGUGAAAGUAGCGACGACGGAGAUAGAGCAAACUUGCGUUCUUGCACCAGUGAUGGAACUCUAAAAGGCGACGGAGAUCGCCGUGGUCGUCUGUUCCCUGCCUUGAGUCGUGCUUUCAUUAGCAUCCAAGAAGAAUUGGUGGAUGACCCCGUCACCUUCAACCCUAGAAAAAUGACUGUUGUGCACAUGGACCCUUCAAUGCAACCCGGUCCCUUCCGAUCCGUGUUGCGGUACCUUUACACAGGUAAACUAGAUGAACGUGAGAAAGAGCUAAUGCAGGUGGCUCACAUCGCGGAGCUGCUGGAAGUGUUUGACCUGCGUAUGAUGGUGGCAAACAUCCUGAACGAUGAGGCCUUCAUGAAUCAGGAGAUCACCAAGGCCUUUCACGUGAGACGCACAAAUCGAGUGAAAGAAUGUCUGGCCAAAGGGACCUUCUCUGAUGUGGUGUUCAGAUUGGAUGAUGGCACCAUUAUGGCCCAUAAACCACUGCUCAUCUCAAGCUGUGAUUGGAUGUCAGCCAUGUUUGGUGGACCAUUUGUGGAGAGUUGUACAAAAGAGGUGCUGUUUCCUAACACUACACGGAGCUGCAUGCGUGCUGUGCUGGAGUAUCUCUAUACGGGCCGCUUCUGCUCCCGCCCAGAUCUGGAUGCCAUGGAACUCAUUGUACUUGCGAACCGUCUCUGUCUGCCUCACCUGGUUGCGCUGACAGAGCUGUACACUGUGACGGUACUGACAGAGGCUGCUAUGAUGGGAGCUGAUAUAGAUGGAGAUGUCCUGCUCUACCUGGACAUGGCCCAAUUCCACUGUUCUCAUCAGAUGACUGAUUGGUGCCUCCACCACAUCUGCACCAACUACAACAGAGUCUGUCGCAAAUUCCCUCGUGACAUGAAGGCCAAAUCUACAGAAAACCAGGAGCACUUUGAGAAACAUCGCUGGCCUCCCGUGUGGUAUCUAAAGGAAGAAGAUCACUAUCAGCGGGCUCGUAAGGAGCGUGAGAAAGAAGAUUACUUGUACCAGAAGCGUCAGUGUAAACGCAGGUGGCUCUUUUGGCAUCUUCCGUCUUCAACUUCUUCUAGUUCUCCGUCUUCUGCUGGUUCCUCUGCAGUCAUCUGAUUGGCUCUCAGGGUGCACAAUCCACCUAACAGUCCUAAAUGUGGGAUAUAAACACACAACAAGGAAUGAUAGCCUUUUUCAACUCUACAAGAUUACCUGUUUUCUGUUGAGCAAAAUGCCCAAGCCCUCCUUUUAGCUGCUGAAGAACAAGCAAAAAUGAAAUAGGAUGUAGAAUGUACGGAAGACAAAACAACACAAGGCUUUGACUAAAAGUAUCUCUACUUUAGUUGUUGGAUUUUCAUCAAAUCAGCUUUGAUGUCCUCUUGUGGCAUCAUAUCCUGCGGUGGUAGAAUGCUGCUCUUACCUGUGUAAAGACAAUCUACACUCAGCAUCGGUUUCCCAAACAUAAUCAUCAAAAGCUACAUAUCUUCAUCUGUAUAGAAAAAUACAUGGCAGGACUGCACAUUAUCAUAACUUGAAAUGUUAAUAAGUGCUUUUCUGCUCCAAAUGAGAAGAACACACAGGAACAUUUUAGAGCAACCAGCAAACAUGAAACACAUGAAUUUCUCAGUGUUUUGGCAAUCUACUCUCAAACCACUUCAACAGACCGACGUUCUCAAGAUUCAAAUGGUGUCCACUGUUUAAUAUCUAAAGGUAUUAUUAAUGUGACAUUUAAAGAUGGCUGGUUAGUGGAGGGCCACGUGGGACUUAAGUCCACAGACAUUAUUUAUGGCAUAAUGUCAAUUACCACUGAAAAUAAUCGUGGAUACUUUAAGGCAUUUACCAAUGCCUUAAAGCAAUAAACAUUAAAAUGCUCACUGUAUAAAGAAUGUAUAGCCACAGGACUUAAAAGGAUAGUUCACCCAAAAAUGAAAAUUGUGUCAUCAUUUAC